Messenger RNA from Colletotrichum phormii, 2715 nucleotides. Its product is annotated as MYND finger. Bases 1 to 2715 code for a protein of 904 amino acids. Lineage: Eukaryota; Fungi; Ascomycota; Sordariomycetes; Glomerellales; Glomerellaceae. The transcript is spliced from 4 exons. The record is from RefSeq and is a predicted model, not a curated record.
AUGGCGUCUUCCUGUCUCCAGGAAAUUUCUCGCGCCUCAGGCUCAGGCGGCGGCGGCGGCCCAGGAGGGAAGGAACCCGAGUCUUUCUGCUGUCAACUCGCUACUUCCACUCCCAUCACUCACCCGGAGGAAUUCGCCAAUCUUCUCGAUCUCAUCGUCAAUCAAUCCAAGGAAAACCAUCCUGCCGCUGGCAUUGUCUUCGCAUUUCUCAACUUUUCGAAGAGCAGCUGCCUAUUUCCCCUCGCCUGCCUCGUCCACUUCUUCGAGGCAUUCGUCCCUCAACCGAUCAUCACCUACCUUACGAGCGACUCUUGCCUCAGUGUCGCAAAGAGCAUUGAUACUAUCCUCAUGGAGGCCAAGACGUCAGAUCAGGGCCUCUACAAGGGCACAAAGCCCAGCUGCUUUCCAUCGACCGGCAGAAACCACUUCCUGCGUCUGAUGAACGCGUCUGGCCCUGCGGACAAGAGCGCAGCUGGUGCAAUCCGCAGAGGCCUCCCCGAACUCGACUACAUCCUCUUUCAAGAAGACCUUCCUUCCUACUUCGAACGCGCUAAGCGCUACGACAGCUUGCCUGGCGACCCGGUCAACUACCUGUUCGCGGCUCUGCCGCAAAUCGAGGAAGACGACGCAGGCUUCAAGGGAAGCAGCAAGUCUGCCGCUUACAACCGCCGCUUCGUCCUUGCCCUCUGGCCCUAUGCCAACUCCAGCGUCGAGGAUAUCAUCACCAAGUCCGAGGACAAGGCUGCCUCUGACUAUUGGUGGGCCGCGCGCUUCGCCUUCUCGCUCUGGGAUCGAUCCGACUUAUCAAUCCGGUGCGCUUUCACCCAGCUUCUUGGUGAGAUCGCCUUGUACCAUAACUCUGAGAUUGUCGGGAACCCUGCCCCUGUCAAGCCUAAUCACCUUUGCGAAGCUACCGAUGGUGGCCCCUGUCCCGGAAAGGCGUACGUUCAGAAGCACAAGUGGUUGAAGUACACGCGCUGGAUUCAUCGUGGACGAAAGGACGAGGAUGCCGAUAUCAAGGUUCGUCUGAACCAGAAGUGUGAUCUGAACGAGCUCUUAAGCAUCGAGAAGUGUGUCACCUGCGGUCACGAACGCCAGGUCUCUCGCUGUGGUGCGAAGAAGCCCAUGGUCCACUGCAGUGGCUGCUACGUCGAGUGGUUCCCGCACCUUCGCCGAACUUACUGCGGCCCGAAGUGCCAGAAGAAGGACUGGAAGACGCACAUUGAGGAAUGCCAGCGUCACAAGCACUUCAUCCGAGCCGUCUGGAUUCUGAAGGGCAUCGCGGACAAGUUCAUGGCCGCGACCUUCUCUGGCCAGGCCGUUGAUAUUUCCCCCAUCGAGGUCCGUGACAACAAGACCAAGGCGCUCGACCGCCAGGGCGUUCCGCGCUUCGCCGUCGCCCCGGCUGCCUGUGCCAUUGGACCCUGGGUGGGUGAACAGAUGUUUCCCCUCGGCAAGUCGCAUUUGGCGGAUAAGAGCCAUGAGGAUCGCGCGAGAGCGCUGGCUUGGGAUGCCGGUGACAACCUCUACUACCAUCUUCAGAUCAUCAUUCGCCAAAUAAUCACGCCGCUCUGUGAUGAUGUGGUUGAGAUGCAGAUGUUCUUGCGGAAUGCCAACAGCAUUACCUCUCUUGCCGCUGAUCGAUGCCGCGAAGGCCCCGCCGUCCACACUGCCAAGGGCAAGGACCCGAUGUUCUGGCCUCAUCCCAUUCUCAAUUGCAAACUGAAGGGAAGCGAAGACCUGUUCAUCAUCGACCUGCUUGGAGCCAAGUUUGGCUUCAACGAGAUCCUUCUUCCGGGUGAAGUAUGGGUCAAGUCUAGACUUGCGUACUGCGUUGGCUCGACGGUUCUGACGAACAUGACGCCUCACUGGUUUCCCCGCGAGCAGCAAGGUCUCGUAUCUUGCCGUGACGAGGUCGCAUACACUUGGAAAUCGUGUAUCAAGACAUAUAUCGCCACCAAGUGGCCCAAUAUCCGCGGGCCCUUUGCCUUGUCACAUCUGAAGGAGCAGCUGUUCAGGGAGAGGACAUACAUGUUUAUGGUCCACUCGGACGACAUCUUCAGGGAGGCCACCAACCGUCUGCGCGAAGAGGGACUUUACCGGCAGUACCUCGUCCACGACCCGAACCCGUACUCUCACGAGUUUACCAUUGGCGUCACCAACUGCCAGAUGGAGUGCGAUGUCUACGAGAAGAUUUGGAUGGAUCGGCGUGUGUUCGACGUCAUCGUCAAGGGUGAGCUCAGCGAGCAAAACCAGCUGCUGCCCGCCGGUUCUGAGACCAUCCGCCUCGUCGCGCUUUGGGUCGACCGCUUGAUCAAGCACGGUCAGAAGGUCAAGUUUGACUCGGUCGGACUCCUUGGUCCUCGCAUGGCCAAGCACUACAACAUUUGCACGACGCACUCGUUGGACGAGCUUCGCGAGAUUUCCAUGCCCUGGCUCCUGUGGCAUGGCAUCUCCAAGGAUUCGUCCCAGAAGUUCUUCGAGCAGUGCAAGGGUAUCGUCACCGACUACAUGAAGUCGAGUGCGGCGGCGCCCGAUCAGCUGCUCAGUAACAUGGCGUCAUCUGACAGCCUCACCAAGUACCUGCAGACCUUGUCGAUGGAGGAUGCGCAAGAAUUCUUGGAGAUCGGAGCCAUGAUAAAAUCCCCCCAUAACGCUGCGUCAAUCAAGCAGCUGCAGAAGGAACUUGCAGAGGGGGCUGGUGACAAGAAGUGA